Molecule: messenger RNA, 3557 nt
Organism: Dreissena polymorpha
Lineage: Eukaryota; Metazoa; Mollusca; Bivalvia; Myida; Dreissenidae
Exons: 3
Coding region: 352-1842 (496 amino acids)
Biological process (GO): DNA recombination; DNA integration
Molecular function (GO): DNA binding
Source: RefSeq, a predicted model, not a curated record
GACAAACUAUACGAAAUACCGUAUCAGUGUUUUUUAUGCGUUGGGUGAAAGGAACGGCAAUCAGAUAGACUGUAGCCUAUCUACAGAACAAUCGGAUACGCUCGGCUAUUUUCCCUGUAAACAAGGUUAGAACCGGAUCAAACCAGUUCAUUGUUAGUGUUCUAGAAGGCAAGCGGCUAAACAAAGGAACAAUGGAAAAAAUUCGUUUUAUUUGAAUUUAUACGUUUAUUUUUGGAACAUUAUUGAUUGGAAAGUGAUAUUUAUUUGUCAAUUUGUGCACGGCAUGGAAUACUAUUGAAAACUAUACUACAAAUUACCAAGUUUUGACAAAUUUACAGUUUUCACUCCAACAUGCCUCCGAAGAAACGGAAGAACAGCGAUGUUCCACCGACAAUGACCAAGAAAAGGGCGAAAACAACGGCCUCACAUACCGCCACAACCAGUGUAAACACGAAUGACCCUGCCAUUUUGGCAAUAACUGAAAAUACCCGAAAUAGGGCAGCAAGAAGACCGGUUUUAGACACGCCUGGACUGUCCGGGAACCAAUCCCAGGCUGUAAAUGAGGGCGAUUCUCGUUUAACAAGCCAAAUCAUCGGCAACCAAUCCCAGCCUGGUGUCGAUGUACACACACAAAUGACAAGACAGAUAGUGGACAAUAUUUCCAGUACACUGGAGAGCUUAGUGGAGCGGAAGAUCUCUGAAAUUUUGGGGAAAAACAUGCCCCAGACAUCCACUCCAACGACUGAUCAAGAACAGCAUCUGAAUGAUCGUGGGAUUCAAUCAAUCCAACAUGAGGGACACUGGAACAAUCUUCCAAACUACAACAUUGUGCAAACAGAACAUAGCACUUUCACAGAUUCAACGGUUCAAAGCGUUAGCGCCCUUCUGCAACCCACAUCCUACAGUCAUAGCUCCACAUCUCAAGCCAGAGGUAUUGUGCAAGGGUUUGAACAUUUGCUAAAUGCUUCUCUUGCACCUUCAACUAUGGAGACAUACAAGCGCGGUUGGCGGCUAUUUCAUGAGUUUUGUCAAGUUUUUUCCAUUUCUACUAUCUCUUUGCCCCUUUCUGUCACGACUCUAGCCCUGUUUGUGGCUUUCCUUCACCAAAAACCUAUGUCCAUGAAAUCCAUUACCACUUACCUUUCAGGCAUAAGCUAUGCACAUAAGCUGCAAAACGUGACAGACCCCACUUGUCAUUUCCUUAUAUCGUCCUUAAUUAAAGGUGCGCAACGCUUGUCACCAUCUUACGACUUGCGCUUACCUAUCACUAUUGAUCUUUUAGAUAAAUUAAUAUUUGCUCUAAAGCAUACUUGCGAAACUCACUACCAUGAAAAACUAUUUGCUGCCAUGUUUCUAUUUGCAUUUCAUGCUUUUGCUCGUUGCAGCGAGAUUGCAAGCUGCAAGCCAUCUACAAAGUCUUUCAUUUUACAGUUAGUGGACAUUCAGUUUGAUUCCAUUACAGCACCUUCUUCAGUAUCGGUUACUUACCACAGGUUUAAGCAUAAUAAUGGCAAACCACACACAAUCAACUUUUCACAUGGCCAUACAAAACAAUCUGCAGUUCAUGCCCUGAAGGACUACAUAUCAGUUCGUGGUCAAUAUCCGGGGCCUAUUUUUACUUUAACUUCUGGUUUACCUGUCCCUAGGAGAAUUUUUGAUAAACAGCUAUCUUCGUGUUUAAGAUUUUGUGGCUUGGACAGCAAACGGUACAAAUCACACAGCUUUCGUAUAGGUAAAGCUACUGACUGUGCUCAAAGAGGGUACUCAGAUGCUAAGAUAAGACAUUUAGGUCGUUGGCAUAGUAACGCUUUCCAGAAGUACAUCAGAAUUACAGAUAAUUGACCAGUCUUAUCCCGCAGACAAAGAGCAUUGCAUAAUAUACCUUAAUGAUAACAGCACUCUCUAUCAAGCAACCUGCUUGGGCUGGUUGCUUUGAACAGACGUGCCAUCUGACAUUAAUUAAAACCUUAACAAUUGAGAUUAGCCUUGUCCUGGUACAAAAAUCCCAGAUUUACCAGUUACCUGUAUAUAUGUAUAUAUAUAUCAUGUACCAUUUUUACUUGUGGCAUUUCUAUAACUUUGUUGUGUUUUUUCCAAUAUGAAUGUCAUUGUAUGUGUUAAGUACUGUGAAAGAUACUCACUCUUUGUAUCGGAAACAUUUUCGUUGCCUGCUUGGGCUGUCAACGACAAAAAUUUUCCAAAUGCUAUUUUUCUUCACGCGCUAUAUGUUUGCCAAUACUUCGUAAUUACAAUCUAUUCGAUACCUGCCUGGGCUGGCUAUCGAAAAACAACUAAGUCGUAUAUUUUUUUUCACAUUCUAGAUGUGUUCAACUACAUUGUAUCGAAUUGAGCAAACAAUUCAUUGUAUAUACAUUUUGUUGAUUCCAUCAUUUUCAUUUAAUGCGCCACUGUAAUGUAGCGUCUUAUGUUUGUUUGUUUGCUUGUAUCACAGUUUCUACUUUAUCAAGCCAAUGUGUACUGAUAAUUACACAUAUAUAUGGUUAGUGUAGAUUUUGUUAAUUUAUUGACGUUACUGACAUUAUUUACUUUGUCUUGCUUUAAAUAGUCUUUGAUGCAUUUCCACGUUACAUGUUUUAUUCUAGUCAGAAUAUUUUGUGAUUCUGUUGAAAAAUGCGUUAUUUCUUACAUACUUGUUAUACUUGAGCCAUUCAGUUCCCAUUUUGUUCACAAGAUGCCAAAGUAUGAGUUUAUUAUUGUAUUCCUACAUGUAAGUCGUGCCAAACAGGUGGGACCUCUCCAUUACCGUUUUAAAAUGUGGGGGAAGAUAGCAAGCUAUCUUUUUGGCCAUUUUCUAAAGAAACCUCCACAUUUUACCAAAUUACAUUAUUGUUUGAUCUCCUUUUGUCAUACGUUAUUUAUAUUGGUGUAUAUAUUGUUAUAUGUUUUGGAACUUUUGUUACAUAUUAAAAACGGUCAGUCAAUGACCAUUUAACCACAGCGUAUGUUUUGUGUGUUACUUCCACCCAGUUGCAUAAAGACAAACUAUACGAAAUACCGUAUCAGUGUUUUUUAUGCGUUGGGUGAAAGGAACGGCAAUCAGAUAGACUGUAGCCUAUCUACAGAACAAUCGGAUACGCUCGGCUAUUUUCCCUGUAAACAAGGUUAGAACCGGAUCAAACCAGUUCAUUGUUAGUGUUCUAGAAGGCAAGCGGCUAAACAAAGGAACAAUGGAAAAAAUUCGUUUUACCCACCACCUCCCCAAUCUCCUCACAAAGCGGCACAUGCAUGCAGGAAAUAAAUUGUUUUAUUUUAACGAGUAUAUUUUGCAACAACUUUUUGUAUGUUGGGCUUCUAAUUGACUGCAUUGUCAAAAGAAGCCUUACAGAGCACGCCAUUGAGGUCUUUUCUAAAGAAAUCCAUGUACUUUACAUAUCUAAUGAAUGCCAUUUUCUAAAGAAACCUCCACAUUUUACCAAAUUACAUUAUUGUUUGAUCUCCUUUUGUCAUACGUUAUUUAUAUUGGUGUAUAUAUUGUUAUAUGUUUUGGAACUUUUGUUACAUAUUAAAAACGGUCAGUCAAUGACCAUUUAACCACA